AUGUUUGGUGACAGGGUGAAAUACUGGACUACGCUCAAUGAACCAGACACAUUUACAGUGCAAGGUUAUGAUGUCGGUUUAGAAGGACCAGGACGCUGUUCCAUCCUUUUUCAUCUCUUCUGCAAAGUUGGGAACUCUACAACUGAGCCUUACAUAGUUGCCCAUAACGUUCUUCUUUCUCAUGCAACUACUGCAGACAUUUACAGGAAAAAGUACAAGGAUGAUGAUGUUAAUGUAUUGUUAUCCCUUCAAAAUAUGGAUGAUUCAAAUAACCCAUUUAUCCCUGCUUUGAAGGAUGAAAAAAGAAUCAAAUUCCACAAUGAUUACUUAACUAACCUGCUAGCUGCUAUCAGAGGAAUGGCGAUUAAGCUUUCAAGAAUUGUAGAGGGGCAUGGCCGCAUGGGAGCUGGAUUUGUUUUGCCAGUUUUUGUUUGUUAUGACGAAGAAGAUGAGGAUGUUGAAGUCAGUCUCCUGAGGUUGCCAUUGUUGGUGUAG
Gossypium arboreum is the source of this 495-nucleotide messenger RNA. Its product is annotated as beta-glucosidase 6-like. The record is from RefSeq and is a predicted model, not a curated record. Lineage: Eukaryota; Viridiplantae; Streptophyta; Magnoliopsida; Malvales; Malvaceae. The transcript has 5 exons. Bases 1 to 495 code for a protein of 164 amino acids. Gene Ontology annotation, molecular function: beta-glucosidase activity. Gene Ontology annotation, biological process: carbohydrate metabolic process.